UUGCUUUUAACAGUCAUGGGCAUGUGUGCUCAUCAAAGCCAGCCAGAAGGCAGUAAUGAACAAAAUACAGGUGAGAAAUCAGCAGACCCAGAAGGAGGCAAUCAAGAAGAAAAAAAAGGAGAUAAAGUGGAAGAGAAAUCCGUCGAUAUUGCAGGGUUCUAUGCAACUGGAGAGCACAUUUGGAUAUUGGGAUUAAGCUCAUCGCCAUACCCGUGCAUGCUAGACGUGGUUGAACAGACAAAUGACACUUUCACCUUCUUUACGAGGUUUCACCAGGAAAGGCAGAGCUUCCAUCGCAAGGACCUGCUUGGAAAAUUUACCACGAAGCCUACGGAAGGAAACACAUACAACGCUAUGGAGGUAUCACCCGCGCGGGAGAACGCACGCCGUAAGUACCGUCGGCGGCGAGCCAAUUUAGAAUACGGUGCCUAG
Molecule: messenger RNA, 432 nt
Organism: Dermacentor silvarum
Lineage: Eukaryota; Metazoa; Arthropoda; Arachnida; Ixodida; Ixodidae
Exons: 3
Coding region: 16-432 (138 amino acids)
Source: RefSeq, a predicted model, not a curated record